Anthonomus grandis grandis is the source of this 1621-nucleotide messenger RNA. RefSeq lists its product as uncharacterized. Lineage: Eukaryota; Metazoa; Arthropoda; Insecta; Coleoptera; Curculionidae. The transcript has 3 exons. The record is from RefSeq and is a predicted model, not a curated record. The coding region runs from base 602 to 1621 and encodes 339 amino acids.
ACACAUCCGUCUUGUUUUAAACUUUUCCGAUAACGGAGAAUCUUAAAAUCGAUUUAACUUUUAUCCGUUGUCGUUCCAUUUUUAACCCUACUUUUCACUGUUUACUUUUUCGGUUCAGGUGUUCUGUGGGAUUCUUACUUACUAUUAGUCCCCUUGUAUCAGGUGUUGUGUUUUAAAAUGCAAACUUCUAGACAAGAAUACAUUCGCAAAGUGAAUACAGUUCUUCUUUUAUCGUUAAUCCUUAUUAGAAGAAAACGCCGGGCCAAGCAGCAAAGAAAAAGGCGAUUUUGGGUCAGGGACAUCUUUAAAAAUAGGAAAGUGCAAGGAGACUAUUGGAAUUUGUUGGAAGAAAUGAAAUUAACAGAUAAUGAAAAAUAUAUGAACUAUCUUAGGAUGACAAAUGAUACAUUUCGUCUACUGUUAGGAAUGAUCGAACACAAAUUACAAAAGCACUAUUGUGUUCGAGAACCAAUAUCACCUGGCGAGCGACUUGCAGUUACUUUAAGGUGACAAAUUCAGUUAGUCAACAGUCAUGUAUUUUUUUCUUUUGAUAGCUGGCAUAAAUAGCGGUAUCACCUAUAUUUAAGUUUUAUAAAUAAAGAUGACAUGCUCAAUGCUGGUUCCAUUGAUGGAAAAAAACAUGGAUAACCUUAUUACUUUACAAAGUUCAUUUGCAACUCAUACUUUUAGGUAUCUUGCUACUGGAGACAGUAUGACAUCAAUUUCAUUUUCCUUUCGGAUUGCUCAUUCUACUAUUUCACAAAUUAUAAGGGAAACAUGUGAUGCUAUUUGGGAAUGUUUGCACGAAAAAGUGUUACCAAAACCAGAUGAAGAUACUUGGAGAAAUAUUGCAGAAGGCUUUAGCGAAAAAUGGCAAUUACCACAUUGUGUGGGCGCCAUAGACGGGAAACAUGUUAUAAUUCAAGCACCUCCAAAAUCAGGCUCAACAUACUACAAUUAUAAAGGUUCACACAGUAUUGUACUAAUGGCUUUGUGUGAUGCCAAUUAUAAAUUUAUAAUGGUUGACAUAGGAGCAGAGGGUCGCCAUAGUGAUGGAGGAAUAUUCAAAAAUAGUAAUAUGGGCAGAUUAAUUGCAACAAACAAUCUAAAUUUUCCUCCACCAUGUGCAUUAAUUGACAAUGGUGAUGAAGUUAAUUUUUACAUUUGUGGGGAUGAAGCUUUUCCUUUAUCCACAUGUCUAAUGCGUCCAUAUCCAGGCCGAUUUUUACCUCAGAUUAAAAGGAUUUUUAAUUAUAGGUUGUCUAGAGGAAGAAGGGUUGUAGAAAAUGCUUUCGGUAUAUUGUCAGCAAAAUGGAGAGUUUAUCGAAAACCAAUCAUUGCCCAAGAAGAAACUGUUCGUAGCAUUGUUAAGGCCACUGUUUGUCUUCAUAACUUUUUAAUUGGUGCAGAGAAAAAAUAUGUGUCUCCGACUCUUGUGGAUAGAGAAGAUAUUGAAGGGCAACAAAUUGACGGGGAAUGGCGUAACUAUGCUACCUCGAAUCUUCCCAAUAUCAAAAGAACUAGUACUAAUAUGUAUGGACGGACAGCAGAUAUAAUGAGGAAUAAAUUAGCUACAUUCUUCUGCAAUGAAGGAGCUGUACCAUUUCAAUGGGCAAAAUAA